Messenger RNA from Entrophospora sp. SA101, 912 nucleotides. The record is from the annotation of a GenBank genome assembly. Lineage: Eukaryota; Fungi; Glomeromycota; Glomeromycetes; Entrophosporales; Entrophosporaceae.
AUGUCUGCUACACCUUUCAUGGAGUUUUUGAGUUCAGGAAUUUGGACAGCAUUAGCAGACAAAUACAAUUAUCAUAAAAAAAUUCUUUUAAUAUGUUCCUGUUCUGCGGCCAGCUUUAUAAUGUCCAUGCCUUUGAUUGGACAAAAUUUUGGUUUUAGAGGAUUAUUUGUUUUAUUUUUGAUCUAUGCUUCAUUUAGUGGUGGAAUAGCUCCAUUAAUUGAUAAUCUUUCAAUUGGAAUUUUGAAAAACCAAGGAAAACAAUCAGAAUAUGGUCGUCAGCGUUUAUGGGGUACCAUUGCUUGUGGUGUAAUUUCAUCAAUGUUUGGCAUUUUAAUUGACCUGACUACCAUUUAUAUAAUCUUUUUUGCUAUUUUAGGAUUAAGUCAAGUUACAAGUGUAUCAUUAGAAAUUGUAGUAUUUUAUUAUGCAAAACAAUUAUUAGAUUCUGUUGGUCCUAAAUAUAUGAUGAUUACAGGACAACUUGCUUCAAUUAUUAGAGUUGGAUUAUAUGGAUUUCUUAGCACUCAAUUAAAACCAUGGAUGGCAUUACCAAUAGAAAUGUUACAAGGAGCAUUGUAUUCAUUAGUUUGGACAUCUGGUGUAGAAAUUACCAUUAAUCUUGCACCAAAAGAGCUUCAAGCAACUUAUUUAGGAUUAUGUUCUGGUAUAUUUUAUUGUUUAGCUUCUGGUAUUGGAUCAAUUCUUGGUGGUCUUAUUUAUAGUGGAUCAAGCCCUGAGAGAAUGUUUCAAUGCAUGACAUUGUUGUCUAUAAUUGCUUUGGUGCUAUAUAUUAGUGGUGAAAAGAUCUUGUCUUCUGGUAAUAAAAAAUUGGAUCACCAUGAUGAUCAUGUACUACUACUAAACCAGUCACGAAAAAGUGAAGAGUUUCUUGAUGAUGAUGAUAUUGUUUGA